UGGGAAGGAGCGACUGUGAGCUGAGCCCUGGGAAGGUGGGGAGGAAGGGAUCCCGCAAGCCCGGCUUGACAGAGAAAUAGCUGGAGGGAGGCUAAAGGAAAGCAGCUCUUCACAUUUGCAUCAAUCAACCAGAUGUAAAACAAACGGGAGGCCUCUUGAGAGCUGAAUGGCUUGAGAAUCAUCCCCCAACCUCUCUGGGCAACUCCUCCAGAUCCCAGGACUGAAAAGACCUCUGGAAACCCAGGAGAUCCGCAGGACCCUUCUGGAUCCCUGUCAGAGAAAAGAUUGGAAAUGGAUGGAAACCAGCCAACCUGGAAGCAAGUGGGAAAAGGGCCUGUUGCCGCUCAGCCUGGGAGUUUUGGGCAGCUUUGGGUAGGACCUGGGCAGAAGAUCCCAGAGAAGGAAGGUCUCAGUUCUGAGAUCCAACACUGGCACUUCAGGAACAUCCCUUUUCAGGAGACUGAGGGGCCACGAGAGCUUUGCAGCCACCUUCACCGCUUUUGCUCGGGAUGGUUGCAGCCGGAGAAGCACACCAAAGCUCAGAUGUUGGACCGGGUGAUCUUGGAACAGUUUCUGGCCAUCCUGCCCAGGGAGAUGCAACACUGGGUGCGGGAAUGCCGAGCAGAGACCACUUGCCAGGCGGUGGCCCUCGCCGAAGGUUUCCUGCUAAGCCAGGCAGAGGAGGAGGGAGUGCACCAGGUUCUGAGGUCCUUCAUGGAGGUAGGGACUAAUUGUCCUGAGGAAAGGGUGAAUCCCACAAUUCCCUCUCAGGAGCCAUGUUGUAGAGGACUCUACAAAGAGGAAGAUCAAUGUCAAGACACCUCAAUAGGGAACAAAAUGGAGUCAUUGUUAUUCAUCCGAUCAUUUCCUUGUACUAGCGGAGCUGAAAGAACAACUGGACCUUCAGUUCAGGAAUUCUUCCUCGUUCAGGGUCCUGCGUCCUUUGAGGAGGUGGCUGUUCAUUUCACCAGUGAAGAGUGGUCGCUGCUGGAUUCCAGGCAGAAAGCCCUGCACCAAGAAGUCAUGUUGGAGGCUUCUAGGAUUGUAACCUCUUUAGCAGUUGAUGCGCAUAAAAAUGAAAAUGACCAAGAGCCAAGUGUGGUGCCAUCGCAAAUAACCAAAACUGAAAUACGAGAAGAGAUAUCUGCAGAUAAGUGGGGAAGAAGGAGAUAUGAGAAAAAAGGAUCUUACAAUUGGAGAGAAAACUCGACUUCUGAAUGCGCGGCAACGGAACGCUUCCGGAUUCAACAUGAUUUCAAAGAAAGCAGUGUGGGAAAGGGUCGAGGAAAUGGGAAGAGAUUCAAACCAAAACCCAAUUUCAGUAACCACGACAAAAUUGGGAAAAACAUCAACUACCAUACCAAAAUUAUCCCACGUAAAAUAAUCCAUGCAAAAGAGAAGCCCUAUAAAUGUAUGGACUGUGGAAAGAACUUCCGGUGGCGAGGUAAUCUUAACUACCAUAAAAAGAUCCAUUUGGGGGAAAAGCCCUUCAAAUGUGCAGAAUGUGGGAAAAGUUUCAAUAUGAGCAGUUCCUUGACUUAUCAUAAAAGGAUCCACAUGGGAGAGAAACCCUAUAAAUGCAUCGACUGUGGUAAAAGCUUCACUAUGAACAGUGCUUUUACUUUUCAUAAAAGAAUCCACAUGGGAGAGAAACCUUACAAAUGCCUGGAAUGUGGGAAAAACUUCAGCACCGGAAGUUAUCUGACCUCCCAUAAAAGGAUCCACACAGGGGAAAAACCCUACAAAUGUGUAGACUGUGGAAAAAGCUUCAGUAUGAAAAGUUCCUUUACUUACCAUAAAAGGAUCCAUAUGGGAGACAAACCGUAUAAAUGCCUGGAAUGUGGGAAAAGCUUCAGUAUGAAUAGUUCUCUUACUUACCACAAAAGGAUCCACACAGGAGAGAAACCCUAUAAAUGUCCAGUGUGUGGAAAGAGCUUCAGUAGCAGCAGUUAUCUAACUUCUCAUAAAAGGAUCCAUACGGGGGAAAAACCCUAUAAAUGCGUAGAAUGUGGGAAAAGCUUCAGUUUGAACAGUUCCCUUGCUUCUCAUAAAAGAAUCCACACAGGAGAGAAACCCUAUACGUGCUCGGAGUGUGGGAAGAGCUUCAGUAGCAGCAGUUCCCUUACCUGCCAUAAAAGGAUCCAUUCAGGGUUGAAACCUUAUAUAUGCAAUGAAUGUGGGAAGAGUUUUAUUUCAAGCAGCUCCCUUACUAAACACAUUACUAUCCACUCGGAGGAGAAAUUAUAUCCCUGUACAGAGUGUGGGAAAAGCUUCCGAUUGAAUAGUCACCUAACUUCCCACAAGAGAAUGCAUACGGGAGAAAAACCUUAUCGAUGCGCGGACUGUGGAAAAAGCUUCAGUACGAAUAGUUCCCUUACUUCUCAUAAAAGGAUCCAUUCAGGGUUGAAACCUUACAUAUGCAAGGAAUGUGGGAAGAGUUUUAUUUCUAGCAGCUCCCUUACAAAUCAUGUUAGUAUCCACGUAGGUGAGAAACUACAUCAGUGUACAGAGUGUGUGAAAAGCUUCAGGUGGAAAAGUCACCUAAUUUCUCAUAAAAGGAUGCAUACAGGUGAGAAACCCUAUAAAUGCACGGACUGUGGAAAAAGCUUCAGUAAGAACAGUUCCCUUACUUGUCAUAAAAGGAUCCAUACGGGAGAGAAGCCCUAUGAAUGCACGGAGUGUGGGAAGAGAUUCAGCAAAAGCCGUUACCUUACUUCCCACAAACGAGUCCACACACGGGAGAAACGGUAGAUAUGCUCUAAAUACGGAAAGAUUUUUUUGUGAAAAACAGAAUCCUUAUGCCUCCUAAUAGGAAUCACAGAAAAUAUAUAUAUAUAUACUGUACAUGCAUGAUGUUGGAAACAAGUUUAUGCAUAUUAUGGAAUGAUCAACUUACUUUCCAUAAAAGGACCCCACAUGGGGGAGAUGCCUUUUGGGAUUGAAGUGUCCUGAAUUCAUGUAAAAGGAUUGACUGUAAUAUCAAACAUAUACAGUAAAGGCAGAGCAUCACUCAAGAAUUGUGAACUGAUGUGUCUUAAAGGGCUUCACACAAGGAAAAUAGCACAUACCGUCAGAAGAGCUUCAAAUGCUUUUGUUUCUGUGUGCGCCUUGCUUUGCCAUUGCUGCCAUCGUAGGGCUGAGAGAAAGCGACAGGCCCAAGAUCACGUAGUGUCUAAUGUGGGACUAGAACUCAUGGUCUCCCAGUUUCCAAACUGGCUUUUUCAAGUGGAAUAGAAACUUUAUUUUUGGAAAAUAAGUUAUUGUAGGUACGCAUGAGAGAAACAUUAGAAUGCAUAAAAUGCAGGAACGGUUUGAGAAAGAAAUGUCAACUUGGGAAAGGAGUCUAUAAAUGCAGGGAGAAUGGGAAGAAGUUAAGUAUGGGCAGGUCCCUUAGUUCCCAUGAGAGGAUCCAUAUAGAAGAACCACAAAUACAUGUGCGGGAGAAGAAUUAUCAAGUUGGAGUCUUGAGAACUUCAGUAUAAAGAGCUCUUAUCUCCCAUAAAAAAGUUUCACAUAAGGAGAGACAAUAUAGAUAUAAAUGCAUGGAACACCAAGAAAGUCAGUCUUUUUAUCUUACAGUAUUUCCCAUAAAAGAAUCGACUUUUAAGGAUCCAGUAAGUAAUGCUCCCACAGAAAGAAGCGAACAGUUCAGAGGAUCGUUAAACGAGAAACUGAAUAAAUGUAUGAAUUACGGAAAGAGCUCCCAAGUUACGUCUUGCUAACGAGAAACUGUUAUUAUAUUGUCCUGUUUAUUAUGCCAAUAUUUGUCAAGACCUCAGCCUGGUAAUUUGCUUUAUUUAAGUAGAAGCAACAUCUUAAGUUGUUUUGGUAUCAGACUGCAGAUUUGUGAAGAGCUGACAUAUGCAAGCAAAGCAGGGGAAAAUAUUUCUAUGAGUAUGUGUAUUUUAGCUCUGAUUGUAUAGAAAAUACCGUCCUUCCAAGUAUUUCAGCUGGUUUUUUUUGUUUUUUUUUACAUAUAUCAUGAUGUGCAUUAAUUGUUUAUCUGUGAAACAUCUCUUCCAGGUGUUUAUAUGUACAUGCCCACUAGGGCCUCUGUGGCUCAGACUGCUAAUGCAGUCUGUUAUUAACAACAGCUGCUUGCAAUUACUGCAGGUUCUAGUCCCACCAGGCCCAAGGUUGACUCAGCCUUCCAUCCUUUAUAAGGUAGGUAAAAUGAGGUCCCAGAUUGUUGGGGGCAAUAAGUUGACUUUGUAUAUAAAUAUACAAAUAGAAUGAAGACUAUUGCUAACAUAGUGUAAGCCGCCCUGAGUCUUCGGAGAAGGGCGGGAUAUAAAUGCAAAAAAAAAAACUUGGUUGAGUAUGUAUCUGGCUGCAAAAUCACAUUAAUCCUGCUGUAAGAAGAAGUGUGGCCACUGAGUUUAGGAUUGCAACUAUUGCCUCUUUACUUUAAAAAUGUUUUUAUGGCUCUCAACAGUGAAUUCAUAUGAACAAUUAUUUUUUAAGGACGGAACUAAAGAGCUUGAUUUAAAUCACUCAGUGUCUUCUAACCGGGACCAUAUUUUCCUAACAUCUUAUCAAAAAAAUAUCAUUCAUCUCAAAGUGUGCGUGAGUGACAGAUAGAAGGUCAAUCCUAUUUGAAAUUUUAGGGGACUGUGGCACUGCCAAUUGGAGAAAUCUUGUGUCGGUGUGAUUGUGACUGUGUUUUUUACCUUAAUAUAGCUUUAAAAAUGUUUCUGCAUGUUCUGAUUAACUAUUUCUCAUUUUGAAGGGUUAUUAUACAAUAAAUUAUGGGAAAGAGUCAUUGCACAGUGUAAAUGAUGCCUCUACAUAAUAUACACGCAAUAAAGAAACUAAAGUGGGAGGGGACAAAUGAAUAUGUGGAAGAAACUUUAGUGAAAGGUGAGGAGUGGAAUAUAAAGUGCUAGAAAGUGACAGAAUGCGCUCUGUUCAAACUCAGUAUCAAAGGAUUCUCACUGCAAAUGAAGAUUGCAUAGAAAUCCAUGGUAUGUAAGAAAAGUAGCAAGGCAGAUUGACCUAUAAGACAGGG
Ahaetulla prasina is the source of this 5008-nucleotide messenger RNA. Its product is annotated as zinc finger protein 345-like. NCBI's taxonomy places the organism in Eukaryota, Metazoa, Chordata, Lepidosauria, Squamata, Colubridae. Gene Ontology annotation, biological process: negative regulation of transcription by RNA polymerase II. The record is from RefSeq and is a predicted model, not a curated record. The coding region runs from base 292 to 2751 and encodes 819 amino acids. Gene Ontology annotation, molecular function: DNA-binding transcription repressor activity, RNA polymerase II-specific. The transcript is spliced from 6 exons.